Eremothecium cymbalariae DBVPG#7215 is the source of this 615-nucleotide messenger RNA. It is a transcript of the gene YPT1, whose product is annotated as Rab family GTPase YPT1. Gene Ontology annotation, molecular function: GTPase activity; GTP binding. The transcript has a single exon. NCBI's taxonomy places the organism in Eukaryota, Fungi, Ascomycota, Saccharomycetes, Saccharomycetales, Saccharomycetaceae. The coding region runs from base 1 to 615 and encodes 204 amino acids. The record is from RefSeq and is a predicted model, not a curated record.
AUGAACAGCGAAUACGACUAUUUGUUCAAACUUUUGUUGAUUGGUGACUCAGGUGUUGGUAAGUCAUGUCUAUUGUUGAGGUUUGCAGAUGACACUUACACGAACGACUAUAUCUCUACUAUUGGUGUAGAUUUCAAGAUAAAAACUGUUGAAUUGGAUGGCAAAACGGUCAAGUUACAAAUCUGGGACACAGCAGGCCAGGAGAGAUUUAGGACUAUCACGUCGUCUUACUACCGUGGUGCACAUGGUAUUAUAAUUGUAUAUGAUGUUACAGACCAGGAGUCGUUUAACAACGUGAAAACGUGGUUACAGGAAAUCGAUCGUUACGGCACAGCAGGAGUUGUCAAGUUGCUAGUUGGUAACAAGAACGACUUGAAGGAUAAGAAAGUAGUUGACUUCGAGGUUGCGAAGGAGUUUGCGGAUUCCCUAUCCAUUCCUGUAUUGGAGACAAGUGCAUUAGAUUCCAGUAACGUAGAAGAAGCCUUCUUAACUAUGGCUAGGCAGAUUAAAGAGACAAUGUCUCAUCAACAAAAGGACACGGGCAAGAAGGAUGACAAGAGUGGAGUCAACUUGAAGGGUCAGUCUUUGACUGGGUCGAGCAGCGGAUGCUGUUGA